Pararge aegeria (speckled wood butterfly) is the source of this 2526-nucleotide messenger RNA. Its product is annotated as protein takeout. The record is from RefSeq and is a predicted model, not a curated record. The coding region runs from base 1709 to 2449 and encodes 246 amino acids. The transcript is spliced from 6 exons. Lineage: Eukaryota; Metazoa; Arthropoda; Insecta; Lepidoptera; Nymphalidae.
GAAUUAAGAACAUACAGUGAAUAUACAGUAUAUAGAAAUUACGUGCACGACUAAUAUUGAAGCAUCAACAACCCCUCUAGAAGUGUUUCUUGAACAGUCGGUUACUCACUUCAUAUCAUUGAGCAGUGCACAGUAAUUAUUUUACCUUUAAUUUUCUGAAGGUUUACAAUAAAAGAGGACCAAUUAGAAUACAUCAAUCCGCGGGUGCGAAGUGCGACGUGCGCGGGGCGUUUUCACUGUUUUUGGACAUAAUGGCUGAAUAAGGGUUCAGUAUGUUCUUAAUUCUGUGUAGCAAAAAAAGAGCAUUGAUAGGUGCAAAAUACUUACCUAUUAGAAAUUAUUGAAAUUUGAUUUUCAUUAAUUUGUGGCCACGUGAUAAAAAUAUGGCCAUGUCUUAUGUUUAAUUCAAUAAUAGACGCUUUAAUUCCCACGUAAAAUGGUUUUCUAUAUUUUUUUUCGAAUUUAACCUCUAUUAAUAUCUCCGAAUCGAAACAUAUAUGUAGUUUGAAUAUAGUUUCAAAACUGUUUAAGAAUCUAUGACUAUGUAACCUUAAUAAUACCUUAUAGUGUAAAGUACGUUGUAAAAACAUACAACCUUAAUUCGUAACGUAAGGUAUUGGUAUAUGUCUUACUUUAUUUGUUUUUUUUAAACAUAGGUAGGUACCUACUUAUCACUAAAAUGCUUGUAGGUAUACAUAUUGUAUAUUUGUCAUUUAAAGACGUUGCUGAAAUAACUUGAAUAUGGUGACAUUUGCGUAUGGGUAAAAAAUUUUAUGCAAGUAUGUAUCUGAACACGAACUGAAAUCUUAAUUUCUUAUAGAAUUUAUGCUAUUUAUUCUUUACUCUUAAUUAAACUAGCCUACAUUUUUUUCAAAGUUUUUUUUAGUAUUGCAUAAUAAUAUUACGUCAGGCUUCGCGGGGUACUUCACGGUUAGCGAUUAGAAGAAAUUUAAUUAUUAUGAGAUGUUAGGUGCAAAAGUUCUACUAAGUUAUUCUUCCCACGAAUAAUAUAAUAUUGUCGUCCGUCGUCGGCGAUAGCGCCGGUAAAUCGCUUACGGUAAACCGGUAACUAACGGUUUUUGUCUUGGGAUUCGUGCUUGUUAUUUUGCUACGAAGCUUGAUCAUUCUUCGUUCUUGUUUUUGAGACUUAAAAAUAUUUUUUUUUUUUUUUAUUCAUCGUUGAUAGAGAUAAUUAUAGAUUUUCAAUUCACUAACACUCUAAUAUAAGAAUUAAAUAUUUAUACUUUUAGAACUCGCACAUAAAUCAACCAAUAAUAUAAAAAGUAGUUUAGCUAUUCAAAACAAUAAUUUAUCACCAGAAAUGUUAUUUCGAACUAUACUAUUUUAGUUAUUUUUAAACCAACUAAACUCCGAUCAGUAUUACCUACUUCUUAAAAACUUUACUGGAAAAAACUAUGAGUCUGCAAGAAGCAUGCCCGGUUUUAUUUCUAUCUAAAAGCGUUCUUGAACAUAAAGAUCAUCUAAACAAAAACAAUCAAACAGGGUUUGCAGGCAAGCCUAUAAUGGAAAGUGUAGGACUCAUCUUGCUCAGACAGCGAACCUGUGAACACAUAGCUACCACGGGCUGUACGAAGCGCACGCCUGCGCGGAAUAUUAUUAAAAAAACUUUUUUACUUUUCGGUGGCAAUUAAAUAUUAAAAAUUUAAAACGUUAGUUAUUAGACAGUUCAGUUACAAAAAUUGUUGAAAUGGAAUUUCGCGUUUUAUUUCUAGUUUUUGUAAUCGCGGUGGCGCCGACUUCCUCAAAUACAAAUGUAUUCGGAGGUCAUUGUUCAAAGCAGGAUCCUAAUGUUGACGCGUGCUUGCUGAAAAGCUUUAACAACCUCAUCGAGCAUUUGAAAGAAGGAUCUCCUGAACUAGGCAUUGAAAAGACGGAAUCCAUACUGAUUGACGAGUUGUCCAUCGCACUGGGCGGUGGUCCCGAUGGCUACAGGGCGACAUUCAAAGAUAUCAAUGCAAGCGGGGUGGAUGAGGUGACCAUCACUAACGUCAGAUCAGACCUUGACACGCAUCAGUUUCAACUGACGCUGUCUAUCCCUCACAUCAGUGCCACGGCACGCUACCGUUCUUCUGGUAUUCUUCUGUUGGUUCGCGCUUCUGGUGGAGGGGACUACUGGGGCGAAUAUGAGAACGUAAAGGCGAAGGUGUACUUCCGUGGAGAGCCGUACGAGCGCGACGGCCAGACAUUCCUGCAGCUCAAGCAGCUCAAGCUAGACUUCUCCGUCAAAGACAUCAAGAUGGGCGUCGAGAACCUAGAGAACAGCAACUCCGUGCUACAAGCAGCACUUAACUUGUUCAUCAACACAAACGCGCAAGAGCUCCUCAAGGAGAUGAAACCUCAGCUCAAGAGAGACCUCGCAGACAAGAUGUCCAGAUUCCUUGACAGAAUCCUAGAAAAGAUUCCUUACGACGAUUGGAUUGUGGAUUAAAUGAGACAUUUGACAAUUAUUUUAAAUUGUAGAUAAACGUUUACAACGCAAUAUUUUUUAAGCUUUUAAUUAAUAAC